Messenger RNA from Thelazia callipaeda (thelaziosis nematode), 3960 nucleotides. Lineage: Eukaryota; Metazoa; Nematoda; Chromadorea; Rhabditida; Thelaziidae. The record is from the annotation of a GenBank genome assembly.
AUGCUUAGUCAAACAUCCGUUGAUUCUUCAUGUUCAAAUCAAACUGCAACAUCUGGGAAUUUGAUGCGACUCCGUAAUUCUUCUUUGGGUCAUUCAGAUCCACAAAUUUCUGCAUCGUUUCAGUCUUCCGUCCGCCUAAGAAAAAAAGAAGGGGAUCAUUCUUAUUCAUCAUCUAGCAGUCUUGGAUGUCGCCGAAGUUUGAAUGCAUCAGCUUCUCCGAUUUUGGCUCGAAGAUGUCAGUCACCUAUCCGGAUUGUACCGAGUUGUUUCCCUCAUAAUGUAAAAACGAUUCCAGUUACAGUGCCGUUCAGAACAAAUAGCUCUCGCAUUACAUCGUCGUUAAUUGCUCCUACUCAAGAAAGCAGACGCUGGUCGGUUGCAUCGCUUCCAUCAUCAAGUGGUUAUUGGACACCUGGAAGCAUCUCUGCAUUUUCGAGUGAGUACUCAUCACAAGAGCAACUUUGUGAUAUCCUGAAUGAUUUUCGAUUUAGUAGUGCUGAGAAUUCAAAUGAUGAUUUUUUGGGGCAAAAUCGUUUUCGUUCUCGUAGUUUAACAAAUUCGGUCAAUUUCGGAUCCGAUUCAGCAUGUAAUGUAAUUGUCCGUAAAGGAAUAUAUAAAGAGCGCUUUCCAAAAGCAAAGCAACAAAUGGAAGAGCAACUUGCUCAGUUAAUCGACGAAAAUGCACCAUUAUCCGGCACCACAUCUUUGGAUAUAACAUUACAGCCAGAAAGUAUGCCUUUGGAAAACAAUUUGAUCGAUUCAUCGUCGAACUCAUCAAUUGUUCAUCGUUCUUUAGUUUCUGAAAGUGUGGAAGGUGAUUUCAGAAUACGGCUGAUAUCAGAUGGUGCUACUCGAUUUCUGCAUCAUCAGCUUGUUGAAAUCGCUAAUGACUGUUUAUCAAAGUCAAGAGAUGAUCUCACAAAUACCUCCUAUUUCUCAGAAGUUUCUCGUAAGCUGGAAACUGUUCUUGCUGAAGCACAUGAGAAAACAUCUCCUGAAAGCUUUGCUUUUUUAUCUAAAAUGGUGAAACGUAUGCUCAUCAUAAUUUCGGGACCAGCGCGCAUAUUAGAAUGCUUGGAGUUUGAUCCCGAUCAGUUCUAUCAUCUUUUACAAGAAGCGGAAGGGGCAGUUCGGGAAAAGCUGGGAGCAGGUGAUGCUAAAGUUCCAGAUUUACCGCAGUAUAUAAUAAGCAAACUUGGUCUAGAUAAAAAUUUGAUGUCUGGACCUACAGUUGAUGUUUCGGAAGUAAGACCUUUUUCUAACUUUUCUCCGCCAUCAAGUUUUGGUGAUGAUGAUGUAACUCAUUCACUUUUGGAUAUGGAAUGUGAAUCAUGUGAAAGACGCGCACCAUCUGAAGAUGAUUAUGAGACAUUGAUAAGCAAUGGUGCAUACGGUGCCGUAUACUUGGUACGGCAUAAGGAUACCCGUCAACGAUUUGCACUAAAACGAAUGAAGAAACAAACCUUACUCAUGCGUAAUCAAAUAAAUCAAGUUUAUGCUGAAAGAGAUAUAUUGACAUUUACGGACAACCCAUUUGUUGUGUCAUUCUAUGGUUCCUUUGAAACACGUCAUCAUUUGUGUAUGCUUAUGGAAUAUGUAGAAGGAGGAGACUGUGCAGCAUUACUGAAAAAAGCGGGAACGCUACCACUUGAUGCGGCACGGUUGUAUAUUGCAGAAACUGUUCUUGCUGUUGAUUAUCUCCAUUCUUAUGGUAUCGUGCACCGGGAUUUAAAACCAGAUAACUUGCUGAUAACAGCCAUGGGUCAUAUAAAACUGACUGAUUUCGGGCUUUCAAAAAUUGGGCUAAUGAAUCGCGCAACGUUAUUAUGUGAAGAUUAUAUAGAUAUUUCUGAUACACAGCAGUUCAAGGAUAAACAACUUUGUGGUACUCCUGAAUAUAUUGCACCAGAAGUAAUUUUAAGACAAGGAUAUGGUAAGCCUGUCGAUUGGUGGGCACUCGGUGUCAUUCUAUACGAAUUCCUGAUUGGAAUCGUACCAUUUAUGGCUGAAACUUCGGAACUUUUAUUUUCUAAAGUUGUUAAUGAAGAAGCAGAGUUUCCUGAAGAUGAAGAAGCACUUUCAACUGAAGCCGAAUCUCUGAUUAGACGUUUGUUGGAAAAAGAUCCAGUAGAACGGCUUGGAACUGUUGGUGGUGCACAACAGCUCAUGACUGAUCCGUUUUUUGCGGAAUUGAAUUUCAAAUCAUUAUUACGCCAAAAAGCAGAAUUUGUUCCGCAGUUAGAAGGAGAAGAAGAUACGUCGUACUUUGAUGCUAGGAAUGACCGAUAUAACCACGACGCGGAUAGUGGUGAUGAAGAUAACGCACCCAUGUUCGGUUCUUUUGAUACUGCAUCACCACGGCAUUCAGUGAUUAAUAACGAACAACUUCAUACAACGCAGAAUGUGACUAUAGAGAAUACAAGAAAUUCUCGGAUUGAUCCUGCUUCAGUAAAUCGACAAUUACUAGGAGAUUUGAGCGAAAAUAAAGUGGAUGUUAAACAUGCUAGUUUACCACCAUCGGGGAUGCUACUCAGAAAAUUUUUCUCAUCUCAGCAUCAAAAUAGUUUAUCAGCAACCACUGGAACAAAUGGAAAUGGUUAUCAAAAUGUAGCUGGUUCAUCAACAGAUUCUUCAGUUGACAUGUCAAAUUUUUCUCCGGAAUAUUCAAAACCUAUACCUUAUAUUGAAUGUUUCCGAAAGGGCAAUUCUGCGGCUUCAUUUUUGCCUCGGUUUUCGAUGACUUGCGAACCUAACAUUACUGGUAGCAAUUGUAAUAGUAAGAAAGAACUUUCGCCUGUGAAGGAAUCGCGAUCUACGUCUGGUGCAGUCAUGAUUGAUUCAGUGAGUUAUUGCUCUUUUUCAAUAAGUGGUCAGAAAUCAAACGGCAUUCAUGAAAUUCAGUUUCAAAUUCCUAAAUUUUAUGUAUGUAUGUUAAUGGAUCAAAUUCUACAGCUUGAAAUUCCAAAACAACCCUCGCUUUUGUUGACUCAGUAUUCACCGCCUGGUUCAGCAUCAAGUGCUUCAUCAUUUGAUGGCAUGGCUUCUAGUUCGCUGGUAAAUGCUGCAUCAAGUAUAGAACAGAAUGUAGUAUUCAGAGCACCAAUCAUAAUUAGAAAGGGACCGAAAGGUUUUGGUUUUACAAUUCGUUCAGUGCGCGUCUAUUUGGGUGAACAAUCAGAUUUCUACACCAUUGAGCAUUUAAUAACAAAAGUAGAGGAGGGUUCACCAGCUCACCAAGCUGGCAUACGACAAAAUGACCUCAUCACACACGUUCAUUCACAACCUGUAUCCAAUUUUACACAUCCAGAAUUGAUGCACCGGCUUCUUGCGUAUGGAAGUGAGCUGUCCUUAAAAACAACUCCACUUUCAUUAACAUCUAUUCGCGAAGGUGCACCGCGUCAAACGGUUGGUAAGCUUGCUAAGAAAAAGCCAAGGAAAGCACAACGUCGUGUUCAACUAGAAAAGAGAACACGAAAGUCCUCACUUCUUCGUAGGCUAAGUGGCAAAAGAACUAGCAAUGAUAUUAUACCAGGAAGUUCAUCUCAAAAACAAACUUUCAUUCCACGAUCGGUGUCUAGUCAAGAUGGAAUACAGCUGAGCAGUGCGAGUACUGCUACAGAUUCAUCAACUACAUUAUCAGUAGUUACUGCAAAGAGCUCUGGCGCCGCACCGCUGAAAAGGUUAUCAGACGUAGAUUCAUCAAACAAAACUGAUAGAAAACUGAUAUCUCCAUCGCCGCUGUCACUACCGUAUGCAAGUCGGCCACGUUCCUUGCAGGAUUUGAAGCAUAAAAUGUCAGGAAUGGCGCAUAAUUUGACAACGCGAAAACAACCAUCUACACUAAUUGCGGUUAGCCCUUUGGCUAGAGAGGAAAUUGUCAUUGAUCUGAAAUCAUCCAAUCUCUCGUCAGAAAAAUCUGUUACGAAAUUUCAACGAGGCUUAUUUGAUGCAAAACGAUGA